AUGAUCUAUCUAUCUAUCUAUCUAUCUUAUUACCAAAUAACAAUAUCUAUCUAUCUAUCUAUCUAUCGAAGUCUGUUCAUCACAAUAUGUUCUUCAAUAGAGCCAUAUAUCGAAUGUCUCUCUCUCUCUCUAACUAUCAAUCUAAUGCUGGUCAUACCUAUCUAUCUAUGUCUGUUUAUAUCUAUCUAUCUAUCUAUCUAUCUAUCUAUCUAUCUAUCUAUCUAUCUAUCUAUCUAUUUCUCUUCAUAUCUAUCUCUAUAUCUAUCUAUCUACUUAAUAUCUAUCUGUCUCAGUCUGUUCAUAUAUCUAUCUAUCUAUCUAGCUAUCUAUCUAUCUAUGUCAGUUAAUUAUCUAUCUAUCUAUCUAUCUAUGUCUCUUCGUAUCUAUCUUUAUAUCUAUCUAUGUCUUCAUAUCUAUCUAUCUAUCUAUCUAUCUAUCUAUCUAUCUAUCUAUCUAUCUAUGUCUCUUCAUAUCUAUCUGUCUAUCUAUCUAUGUCAGUUAAUAUCUAUCUGUCUAUCUCAGUCUGUUCAUAUCUAUCUAUCUAUCUAUCUAUCUAUCUAUCUAUCUAUCUAUCUAUCUAUCUAUCUAUCUGUUGUGUUAAUAUCUAUCUAUCUAUCUAUCUAUCUAUCUAUCUAUCUAUCUAUCUAUCUAUCUAUGUCUCUAAAAGAUUUAUCAAAUAAUCGAUUUUCAAUCACCUUUUGCCAUCUUUUCCUACUUUUCUUACAUUUUUUUCUCUUCUAUACGUUUCCUUCAUUCUUUUUCUCUCACUUUUCUUUCUUUCAUAUUUUUUCUUUCACAUCUGAUCUUCUUUCUUCUUCUUCCCACUUUCUUCAGUUUAUUAGUCCAGUUCUCUUUGUAAAUGCAACAAUCUAUCUAUCUAUCUAUCUAUCUAUCUAUCUAUCUAUGUAUUCUCAUUUCUAUCUCUCUAUCUAUCUAUCCUAA
Acanthosepion pharaonis is the source of this 942-nucleotide messenger RNA. NCBI's taxonomy places the organism in Eukaryota, Metazoa, Mollusca, Cephalopoda, Sepiida, Sepiidae. The record is from the annotation of a GenBank genome assembly.